Neofelis nebulosa (Clouded leopard) is the source of this 3321-nucleotide messenger RNA. RefSeq names its product G protein-coupled receptor kinase 7 (gene GRK7). Lineage: Eukaryota; Metazoa; Chordata; Mammalia; Carnivora; Felidae. Gene Ontology annotation, biological process: protein phosphorylation; signal transduction; regulation of signal transduction. Gene Ontology annotation, cellular component: cytoplasm. Gene Ontology annotation, molecular function: ATP binding; rhodopsin kinase activity. The record is from RefSeq and is a predicted model, not a curated record. Bases 1026 to 2687 code for a protein of 553 amino acids. The transcript is spliced from 4 exons.
UUCUGUUCUUUGUGAGGUCGUGGUCUGGGGCGGCUCUGAGCGAUCUCCGUGGAGGGAAGCUUCCUGGCUUCGUGAGGGAGUAUUGGCAAAGAUGUCGAGGGGCCACGCCUGAAACUGCGCUGCUCUGGGUCUCAACACAGAAGAGGCUCGUUCACAUUCGGAUUCCACUCAUUAGAUUGUGCCCUUGGAACAGUUGCAACCACAUGUGGUGAAGUGGUGUUCUUUUUCUGCUUAUGUCACUUCAUGGGAUGUUUUGGGCCAAGAUGACCCCCCCCCCCUUUUUUUAAACCCAGUACUUUAAGUCUCAGACUCCUGGGAACUAGGAAAGCCAUAACUGGAUGAUCUCUGCGGACUGUUCGGGGUGCAACUGACUGUGGGAAAGCCACGGUCCACUCUGAGGGCUGCAACAUGAGUCCCCGAGGGCCUCUGGGAACAUGUCUCAGGACUCAAAGUUCAGAGCAUCCCCUUCUGUAACCUGCUCUGUGUUGGGCUGCUAGACACGGAAGAAAACUUCCCUACCCCUCACAGUUCCUCUACCUGACUGACCUGGCUUUCCUGGGAGUUUACCUAGCUUGAGCCUGGAAGGAAAUGUGUAAAAUUAGAAGGAGUUUAAUAAAAUAAUGCUGUCAGCAACAAAUAGUAUACCACCUUAUAAUGACUCCUUUCCUUUGGAAAGUGGUAACUGUGUAUUCAGGGAGCGGGUAUGUAUGGAAAAUGUCCCCACGAUGAACAAGUGGCCUUCACAGGUGUUUCUGGCUGCUUUCCUCUUGGUGGAUGGGAGCAUGACCUGUGAUGUGCCCUUCUCUGGCCGGCUAUACAUAGCCAGCAAAGCUUCUUACAAGAGAAACCUCUUUCUGUACCCUCCGCCAGUGCUACCUGUGGACUAGAAGACUCCCUGUAAAUCCUCUGGAAGCUACUGAACCUUGCAAGGGAAACCAUCCAGCUGGCCCCCAGACAUACUGAGUCCCCACUGCAGCUGUCCAUCUUUCCUUUUCUUUUUCUGGGAGCACACCUUGUGCUCAGCCAUGGUCGACAUGGGGGGCCUGGACAACCUGAUUGCCAACACAGCCUACCUGCAGGCCCGGAAGACCUUGGAUGGAGACAGCAAGGAGCUGCAGAGGCGACGCCGGAGUCUGGUGCUGCCCGGGCCACAGUCCUGCACCCAGCUCCGCCAGUCCCUGCCCCAGGACUUCAACAACCUGUGCGAGCAGCAGCCCAUUGGCCGCCGCCUCUUCCGGGACUUCCUAGCCACAGUGCCCCCAUACCAAGAGGCCGUGGCCUUCCUUGAGGAGGUGCAGAGUUGGGAGCUGGCUGAGGAGGGUCCUGUCAAGGGCAGCAUGCUGCAGGGGCUAGUGGCCACUUGUGUGGCUGCUUCUGCUCCAGGGCACCCACAUCCCUUCCUCAGCCCAGCUCUGGCCACCAAGUGCCAAGCAGCCACCACCAAGGAAGAUCAGAUAGCCCUGGUGGCACAGGCCAAGGCUGAGGUCAUGGCCUUCUUGCAGGACCAGCCCUUCCGGGAUUUCCUGGCCAGCCCCUUCUAUGACAAGUUUCUGCAGUGGAAGGUCUUUGAGAUGCAACCGGUGUCGGACAAGUACUUCGAUGAGUUCCGAGUUCUGGGGAAAGGUGGUUUUGGGGAGGUAUGUGCUGUCCAGGUGAGAAACACUGGUAAGAUGUAUGCCUGUAAGAAACUGGACAAGAAGCGGCUGAAGAAGAAAAAUGGUGAGAAAAUGGCUCUUUCAGAAAAGGAAAUCUUGGAAAAGGUCAGCAGUCCUUUCAUCGUCUCUCUGGCCUAUGCCUUUGAAACCAAGUCCCAUCUCUGCCUGGUCAUGAGCCUGAUGAAUGGGGGAGACCUCAAGUUCCACAUCUACAGUGUGGGUACACGGGGCCUGGACAUGAGCAGGGUGGUCUUCUACUCGGCCCAGAUGACCUGUGGAGUGCUGCACCUCCACUCACUCGGUAUUGUCUACCGGGACAUGAAGCCGGAGAAUGUGCUUCUGGAUGACCUCGGCAACUGCAGGCUGUCUGACCUAGGGCUGGCCGUGCAGAUCCAGGAUGACAAGCCUGUCACACAGAGGGCUGGAACCAAUGGUUAUAUGGCUCCUGAAAUCCUAAUGGAAAAAGUGAGUUAUUCCUAUCCUGUGGACUGGUUUGCAAUGGGAUGCAGUAUUUAUGAAAUGGUUGCUGGACGAACACCAUUCAAAGAUUACAAGGAAAAAGUCAGUAAAGAGGAUUUAAAGCAAAGAACCCUGAAAGAAGAGGUCAGAUUCCAACAUGAUAACUUCACGGAGGAAGCAAAAGAUAUUUGCAGACUCUUCUUGGCUAAGAAACCAGAACAACGUUUAGGAAGCAGAGAGAAGUCUGAUGAUCCCAGGCAACACCCUUUCUUCAAAACCAUCAAUUUUGCUCGCCUGGAAGCUGGCCUAGUUGAGCCCCCAUUUGUGCCAGACCCUUCCGUGGUUUAUGCCAAAGACAUCGCUGAAAUUGAAGAUUUCUCUGAGGUUCGGGGAAUUGAAUUUGAUGAUAAAGAUAAGACAUUCUUCCAAAGAUUUGCAACAGGUGCUGUCCCCAUAGCAUGGCAGGAAGAAAUUAUAGAAACGGGACUGUUUGAAGAAUUGAAUGACCCCAACAGGCCUGCAGGUUGUGGGGAUGGUAAUUCAUCCAAGUCUGGUGUGUGUUUGUUAUUAUAAGUUGUUCUCUCUACCAGAUGGGCAGCAGGAAUUUCAGCUGACAUAAUCCUUGAAUGUUCCUAACACAUGAAAAUCUGUUGAAUAAGGACUGAUCAAUCAGGAGGGGCAUUUCAACCAUAGAACAUUUCAAAGGACAGGUGAGCUCACCACUAGGACACAUUUUUCUCUUGCCUUCCUUCCUCCCUCCCUCCCUCCCUCCCUCUCACCCUUCCUUCCCUGCUCUCUCUCCCUCCAUCUCUUUCUUCUUUCUCUUUUUUUCAUAAAGAUGAGUCAAGUAAAGUUUCAGUUUUCACCAAGGGCUGGGAAAAGGAACACUCAGGUUUAUUUUGAUAAACUAAAAGCAUGAGCCCUCCAGCAUCAUGUCCCUGAAAAUGACACAAAGUCCUAGGAAUAGAGAUUGGAACUUUGUGGUGUACUCAGUAAAUGAGCAUUUGCAAUUCUUAGUAAAUAAUCAUUUUAGUUUUUCUUUGUUUAUAUCCCUUCUUCCCUUCUUCUUUCAGUAUUUCUUCUGCUUCUGUACUUAUAAAAAAGAUUUGGAAGCUGGAAAUAAAUGUUCCUGAUAUUCUCCCUCCUGAAAAAGAGUGGAUUGUAGUGUUUGGGCAAUAUUUUAAAUUACAGAAAAAAUUUUAAUUUA